Messenger RNA from Bursaphelenchus okinawaensis, 2059 nucleotides. The record is from the annotation of a GenBank genome assembly. Lineage: Eukaryota; Metazoa; Nematoda; Chromadorea; Rhabditida; Aphelenchoididae.
AUGGCCAGCGACAAGAAGGACCACCCAAAGAUCAGCGUGAGUGUAAUAUACACGGAGAAGAUCGAUCACGCAGAUGGCUACUUCACACCCGGAGGAGAAUACAUCAAGCACCAUGGCUUGAACUGGGUGAUUACAGGGCUUUUUCUGGUCGGAGACAUAGCCGGAGGGGGGCUUGUCGCCUUGCCUACGGCAAUGAUACAGUCUCGUGAGUUAAUUUUUAAACUUCAUAAUAUUUUUAUAAUAUUAUGGGGGGGGGGGGCUGUCUUACAUCAAUAUUCUUGAGAGUAAUGUCUUAUAGCUCAAAAAGAUCAGUUUGUACAGUACCUUUUCCAAAACGUUUUAUACUUGAUAUAGUACGUCAGUAAUAGUGAAUUUCAGAAUUCUGGGUGGGUAUGUUAGCAAUGUUCAUAAUGACCCUAGUAACCGGGUACACAUCAUAUGUACUCGGCUUGAGUUGGAUGAUAUUGAUCAAGAACUGGCCUGAGUACAGAAGUCAUACUAGGAAACCGUAUCCAGAAAUUGGCUACAGAGCGUGUGGAAGGAGGAUACGGUAAGAAUAAUUUUAUAUUUUAAAAAUUUUUUAGGUAAAUAUUCAUGAAGAACCACAUAGUUUUGACAAUAAUCUUUGACUUUUUUAGAUGCUGAUAGAUAAAGUAAGAAAACUGAAGUAAUGAAUGUCAUUUCAGAAACCUGGUGUCGUUGUGCAUCACCGUGACUCAAUUCGGUGUAGCUGUUGUAUAUAUUCUGUUAGCCUCCAAGAACAUCCAUGACUUUGUGCAAACCUUCUUUGACGCCGAACUCAGCUACUGUUAUGUCAUCUUGGUGGUGUCACUAGCCCUUCUACCAGUCACCUUCCUCAAGUCCCCUCAAGACUUUUGGGCGGCUGUAGUCUUGGCUAUGUUCACAACAGCAGCUGCCGUCAUCCUUAUCAUUGUUGGUGCUGCUAUCGACAGUGGUACCUGUUCAGCUGAACGAGCGAUGCCAGACUUUAGAAUCACCAAUUACUUCUUGGCUUUGGGUACAGUAAUCUUCUCUUACGGAGGUCACGCCGCUUUCCCGACUAUUCAACAUGAUAUGAAACGACCUCAGGAGUUCACGAAGAGUACCAUACUGGCAUUUGCUUGUACUUGGGGAAUGUACAUGCCUGUCUGCAUAAUAGCUUACUUUACUUACGGAGAUUCAUUACGUGAUUCCAUCAUCAACAACAUCCAGACACAGUGGAUUCAGAGGGUGGUGAACAUGCUGAUUACAGUACAUUGUAUAUUAACCACGACUAUUGUCAUCAAUCCUCUGAAUCAGGAGGCCGAAGAAAUGUUUAAUGUUCCUCAAGGUAAGGCUUGACAUCCUUCUUGGAAAAUUUGUGUAUAUAAAAAAUGUUUUUUUGUUAAACUACGUUGAUCUGAAUAUGGUGCUUUAGACUUUUCAAUGAAGCGAGUAGUGGUCCGAACAGUAGUUAUGGGUAUCCUCGUUUUUGUGGCUGAAUCUGUACCAAACUUUGGUCCUCUUUUGGACUUGGUAGGAGGCUCUACAUUAACAUUGUCUUCAAUUUUGUUACCGUGUAUAUUCUACACAUUCCUAAAGACGGCUGAAGAAGAACAUGCCAAACAGAAUGAUCCUAAAGCUCCUAUGAGAAGAGUAUCAUGGAGAAAGUAAGUGGUACUAAAGCUAAUUUUAUGACUGAAUAUUGGAUUUUUAAGUGACAUUUUUAGUAAAUGUUACCUAAAUUUUAAUAACCUCAAAAAGUAGAAUCUCCCGGCUCUUUUAAAAAAUUUAAUAUACGUCUUCUUAUUUCAGAGCCAUAGAAAAGCACGAUGUUAACUUCUACAUCUGUUGCUUCAUCAUUUUCUUUGGGAUUCUCGGUGGAAUGGCAGCUACCUUCUCGGCUGUCCACGGCCUUACCAUUACUCAUUUCAUCGCUCCGUGUUAUAUCCAACCCUUCCUAAAGUCAAAAGCAGCAGAGAAGAUAGGUGCCAUGAACUGUUGUGGUCAUUUCCAGAACAUUACCAGGCUGGCUGAUACUUUAAAAUGUUCGAAACCAGAUAUGAACUUUUACAACUAG